Messenger RNA from Plasmodium vinckei vinckei, 1014 nucleotides. Its product is annotated as mitochondrial ribosomal protein S12 precursor, putative. The record is from RefSeq and is a predicted model, not a curated record. The transcript has a single exon. Gene Ontology annotation, cellular component: ribosome; small ribosomal subunit. Lineage: Eukaryota; Apicomplexa; Aconoidasida; Haemosporida; Plasmodiidae. Gene Ontology annotation, molecular function: structural constituent of ribosome. Bases 1 to 1014 code for a protein of 337 amino acids. Gene Ontology annotation, biological process: translation.
AUGAUAUCUGCAUUAGCAAAUACAAUAAAUAAGAAUGUUGUUUCGUUUUACGUAAGCGGUAAUUAUUGUAGCCCAAUUUCACACUUGCCAAAAACUGGGCUCUUUGGGAUAUAUUCUCAUAAGCUAUAUGUUCAAAGUAAUAACAAAAUCGUUUUAAAAAAUGUAAAAAAAAUAAAAAAUGAUACGAAUAGUAUACACAGGCAUGAAGAGCUUUGUUCACCUGCUUAUAUAGGAACCCAUUUCAACUCUGAAAAUUUGAAUUAUUAUGAUCAAAAAGAAAAUAAAACAAAUUAUUUAACUAAGAUAGGAUGUGGAAAUGCUUAUGAUAGUAAUAUAACUUUUGGAAUAUAUCCAAUUCUUUCAACUUUUGUUAAGUUUAAUAAAUUUAUUGGAAAAUGUCAGUUUAGUACAAAAAAUAUAAGAGGAAGAAUGUUUUAUAAAAGAAGACCAAAACAAAUACCAAAAUUAAAAAAAAAAAAUUGGAGAUCAAAAUGGUUAGAAGGUGCACCACAAAAAAGAGGUAUAUGUUUAAAAGUUCGAGUUCAAACACCCAAAAAACCAAAUUCAGGAUUAAAAAAAAUAGCACGUGUUCGAUUAUCCACAGGAAGAAUUGUUUCUGUUUAUAUACCUGGUAUUGGUCAUAAUUUAAACACACAUAGUAUUAUAUUAGUAAGAGGUGGUAGAUGUAAAGAUAUACCUGGAUGUAAUUAUAAAGCUAUUCGAGGUGUAUAUGAUUUAUUACCAGUAAAAAAUAGAUUCCGUGGAAGAAGUAAAUAUGGUGUUAAACUUUCAGAAGAUAAAAGAAAACAUUUAUUAGAACGAUAUAACUUUAAACAUAUUACAAUACAAAAAGACAUUGAUGAGUUUAAUAAAUUUAAAUGGUAUAAUUUUGUAGAUAAAGAUAAAAAUUUAAGAGAUAAACCUUUGGAACCUAAUGAAAAUACACCCAUAGAUAUUUUCCAUUUUAACACAUAUUAUAGAAAUAAAAAAUUUCAAAAGUCUGAAGAAGAGUAA